AUGUUACGGCCAAGCUACGACGAGCUACUCAGACGAGUCGAAGAGCAACAUGCGCAAUACAUUCGCAGUCUUCGAGAACUCCAUGACUACUUGCCAGAUCAUACCACAGAGCAGCGCGCCAUUAGCGCUCCAACACCUCCUUUGAAGCCCCUUUCUAUAGCUUCAACAUUCGUCAACGAGCUCAGUCCUAUCCCAGUCGAAGUAGGUCGUCGAUCACGUCGGCCCACCAAUGAGCUUGGCGAUAGGAGAGCUUUUCUGAUGAAGAACACCCCAGCCUCCUUGAUAAGUAUGGAUAUCGAUAGCGACGAUGAGGAUUUCCAGCAUUUAUCUCCCCCACAUUUGACUUUAGGGUCGUCUGUCGAUGACAGUAUCUGUGUCCAAACACCCUUGCAGGCGUACUCGAUUCAUGACCACGAGCUUUAUUGCCACCUCAAAGGCGGACAGCUCUCCGAGCCACUUCAGAUAGCACUGGAUGAUGUUUACCGAAGGCGCGACGAAAUUGAGACUUAUUCUUUGUUCCGGCUUUUCAAUGAGCUGCAUGAUAAACUGUACGAUAGCGCAGCUUAUGAGGUAUAUGAUGUUGGUAGAGAUGGUAUGGCGAAAGCCAAGCACUCUGCAGAGGACAACGAUACAGAUUUGAUCCUAGAUGCUAAAAGAGUAUGGGAUACUAUCAAGCAUAUCAAUAAUGAUGGAAGCGUGGUUGGAAGAAUGACUUCCCUAAUGGACCCAUCACCUCUGAUGCUCGGUGCAUUAUACUUGAGUAUGAGCCCUCAUUUUGACAUGGACGAGCUUUUCCAACACCUUGUGACUAGAGACGGAAACAAAGGCAAGACCAGGGCAUAUAUGGAUCGAGCAUUCGAACCCACAGAACUGCGUCAAAGGACGUCCUUCUUCGUCUUCAAGUACUACACAGUCGUCAGCGAAAAGCUUACGCCACCACCUUGGCAGCACUACGACCAUCGGCCAGCGGAUAAGCGUGGCGACGACCAUAUAGACAUCUGUGAGUGUAGCUCGAUCCUAGCUCUUUCCCUCUCUGGAGACCCAAUUCGCACAUUCGGUCGAAAGAAGAAGCGUUCGAAAGCAGAACAAGGAAAGAUCUUCGAUUCUUUCGCACCUUGGCAACUCGUCAAUGUCCAGUGUUUUCCUGACGAUGUCAAUGUGAUGCGGACAGAGGACUCUCGAAGUAAUUUUUGCAAUGGUCCGUUUGCUUUUCUGGACACGCUUGCUAGGGAGUAUAGGGAUGCUGUCAAGAGGAACAUUGCUCUCAAUGGUCUCAUUACCAAGCUAAUCACACUACCAGUGACAUUCAUGUUCGACUACCGCCUCCGCGAUAAACUUCUUUUUGAGGACAAACACUUUACAUACUCUCGGCGAUACUUCUGGGCCUACAACACUCUCGCCGUGAUCAACGACGGCAUUAAAUCCAUGAUCAACGCUUACACGGAGACAUUCACCAAGGACUUCUGGGCAGGCAAACACCCCACUCUAUUCCCUCAUCCAGACACCACGCACAACACACCUGAGUUCCAUACCUACAUCAACGCACUGCACCCCCUCCGCCAGGAACUCGAGGUUGCCGUCUCGAUGCUCCAGCAGACCUACAACAAGAACGAAGUCACCCGCCAGGAAAUCAAGAGUCUCCGGGAUCAGCUCUUCUCUGGCAGCAGCGUGAAGGAGAGUCGGCGAGCCAUAGAACAGGGCGAUAAUAUCAAGAUCCUGACGAGCCUCAGCAUGAUUUUCCUGCCCCUGACCUUCGUGACAAGCGUCUGGAGCAUGACAGGAUUUCCGCUCGAUGUGGAUGAUUGGCAGUUCCCUGCAACUAUGAUAUGUGCUUGUGUGCCGUUCUUGGUGUUUGUGUUAUUGGUGCAGACAAGGACGGGGAUGGAGUUUUUGAUGAGCCGGAUUGAGUGGUUGGAUGAAAGGUUCAAACGGGCGAUUAUGAGAUGGAGCGUUAGAAGGGAGGCGGCGGCGGCAGCAAGCGUGAUGGUAAAAGUUGAAGUGAAGGAGCCAAGGCCGAGACGAAGGAGGGGGUUCUCAAAGAAAGAGGCAAUACCGGAGAAUGUGGAGGUCGUGAAGCCUUCUGAAACCGGCUCGUGGAUGAACAGAUUACGGUGGAGGAGUACGCCGAAACUGAAUAAUGGAGCUGUAUGA
This is a messenger RNA of Truncatella angustata, 2151 nucleotides long. RefSeq lists its product as uncharacterized. NCBI's taxonomy places the organism in Eukaryota, Fungi, Ascomycota, Sordariomycetes, Amphisphaeriales, Sporocadaceae. Gene Ontology annotation, biological process: metal ion transport; transmembrane transport. The transcript has 5 exons. The record is from RefSeq and is a predicted model, not a curated record. Gene Ontology annotation, molecular function: metal ion transmembrane transporter activity. Bases 1 to 2151 code for a protein of 716 amino acids. Gene Ontology annotation, cellular component: membrane.